Messenger RNA from Yamadazyma tenuis ATCC 10573, 2664 nucleotides. RefSeq names its product cullin. Gene Ontology annotation, cellular component: Cul3-RING ubiquitin ligase complex. NCBI's taxonomy places the organism in Eukaryota, Fungi, Ascomycota, Pichiomycetes, Serinales, Debaryomycetaceae. Gene Ontology annotation, molecular function: ubiquitin protein ligase binding. The record is from RefSeq and is a predicted model, not a curated record. Gene Ontology annotation, biological process: ubiquitin-dependent protein catabolic process; protein ubiquitination.
AUGUUACCCCCGGGAAGUAGAACAUCCAAAAUCAAACCUCCAAGAAAAUCAAUCACGAAUUCAUCUUUAACAAAUACGCAGGCGUUUGACUUUAACAAAUCUUGGGAUGUUCUUUCAAGUGCUAUAGUCCAAAUCCAAAACAAAAAUGUUUCCAAUUUGUCAUAUGAGCAGUUAUAUCGUAAGGCUUAUACACUAGUCUUACACAAAUUCGGGAAUAGACUCUAUGAGAAUGUUGAAGAAUUAAUCGAAACUCAUCUAUUGAGACGAAGAACCAAGCUAUUGUCAAUAUUUAGUCAGUCCUCUUCUGCGUCUUUUGUGAAUGUUGACGAGGAAUUCAUUAAGAACGUUUUAUCUGAGUGGAACGAGCAUUUACAGGCGAUGAAAUUCAUAAGCGACGUGUUGAUGUACCUCAAUAGAGUCUAUAUCAAAGAGCAGAACCGAUUGUUGAUAUAUGACUUGGGUAUAAAGCUUUACAAGGACUGCAUAAUCAAGUACAAUGAUAAUGAGGUUGGCACUAGAAUCAUCAAUAUUCUAAUCAAUGAAAUCCAGAAAAAUAGAAAUGGUGAAAUCAUAUCUACUAAGAUGUAUAUUACCAAUAUCAUUGGCAUGUUCGAGCUCCUUCAUGAAGACAAUACCCAAAACGAUUUGAGUGUUUUCGAAAAUUACUACCAAAAGUACUUUGAACCAGUUUUCUUGUCAACCUCCAAUGACUAUUUCAACAACUUGAUAGAGAAGUUCUUAAACUAUGGAAGCGGCUUGAAGUACUUGAUAGAAACAAAUCAAUUUCUUAGUGAUGAAAUAGAUCGUAUUGAUCUAUACUUACCUGAAUCGACUGUUCCCAAACUUAUUGAUUUGAUGAACAACACAUUGAUCAAAUCUCAGUUGGACAAUAUAAUAAAUUUUCCCAGUGACAGCUUACAAUCAUGGAUACAACCUAUAAAAGAUAACAUCAUUUUGGGGGAACCAACUGACUCUGGAAUUCCCAUCGACAAUGACCUGCUCAAUUAUCUAAAGAUCUUGUACAGCUUUAACAGCAGAAUAGACAGCAGCUGUGAGUUAUUAAAAGUGAGAUUGAAAGAUAUCAUCAUCAAAGAAGGAAAACAAUUUCCUUCAUUGAUCAAAAACUUAUUGAACUCAGGUGAACUUGGUGAACGUAAAAAGCCGAUAAGCCCCAACUCACCUGCGUUCGCCAAUAAAUGGAUAGGCUCAAUUUUGCUAUAUAAAGCUCAGUUUUCUAAAAUUGUCAAGGAUGCAUUUGAUCAUGACUAUUCAAUGGAACAAUGUAUCAUUUCUGCUAUUCAGGAAUUUAUUAACUUGAAUGCUAAAAGCAAGAAGAAUAAUAAUGAUUUCAGUUUAUUAAUCGUUAACCCGUCUGAGUUGUUGUCUGUGUGUAUGGAUAACCAUAUCAAGCAGUACCUCAAACCUAAUUCAAUCGCUGGCUCCAGAGACAAGGGUAUCACAUCCAAUGAUGCCUCUUUCAGCUCCAUUGAUGAAUUCAUCAACAAGUCCUUACAAUUUUUGAGGUUCAUUGUUGAUAAGGAUACUUUUGAAGCAUACUACAAGAAUCACUUUGCGAAAAGGUUUUUGAAUGCUAAGGGAUUCAAUCAAGAUGGAAGCACUGGUAUUGAUAUAGAAGAUUUUGUUAUUUCCAAAUUAAGCGAAGAGUUGGGAACGACCUCGCUAGAUACUAUCAUCAAAAUGAACAUGGACAUAAAACUGUCAAGAGGUGUCACUUCGGAGUGGAAAAACUUUUUGGUUGAAAAUAAGGAUAAGUCCAUAAUAGACAUGGAUUUAAAAAUUUGCAAUAUUUCAUACUGGCCAAAUUCAAUGACAAAAGACUAUAAAAAGUUAUCUGGAAAACAAAUGAAUCCCGAUUCUAGUACAACUUUCAUUUGGCCCCGUCGUAUCAAGCACACAAUUCAAAGAUUUGAACUGUUCUGGACUAUUGAUAAAAAAAAUAGCAACAAAUCUCUCUAUUGGUGCCCGAAGUUUGGAUCAAUGGACUUGAAAAUUACAUAUCCAAGUAAAACAUUCGAAAUUAACUUACCUACAUAUGCAGGGGUGGUUCUCUUGCUAUUUGGGCCCAGUUAUUCUUUGGAUUCAGAUUCAGAAGUAAACUCAGAGGACUUCAAUCCUUUUAAGGACAAAAAGAAGUUGACCUACAAAGAGAUAGAAGAGUUGACUGGGAUACCUGAAGUAGAAUUAAAACGUCAUCUUCAAUCUAUUGCAGUUGCAUCUAGACUGAGGUUAUUGACCAAGACUCCCAUGUCCAAGGAUGUGAAUGACAACGACAUUUUUGAAUUGAAUGAAAAAUUCAAGUCGCCUUCCACCAAAGUCAAAGUCUUAACGGUAUCAGCUUCUUCUUCCACGAAUACUGCGGGAGGAGAUGGAAGAUUGAGGAAAAGUAGAGAUGAGGAGCUAGAAGAUAUUGAGCUGUCUAUUGCUGAGGGUCGUAAGCAUGAAAUUAAUGCUGCUACGGUUAGAAUUUUGAAGUCCAGACAGUCAAUUUAUCACAAUGAGCUUGUUACGGAAAUUAUCAGACAAUUACAGGGCAGAUUUUUACCCAAUAAUAGUCAAAUUAAAAGGCAUCUUGAAGACCUUAUUGAGAAAGAGUAUCUCAAGAGAGAUGACAAUAAUAGAAACUUAUACCAUUACAUAGCAUAA